Molecule: messenger RNA, 537 nt
Organism: Clonostachys rhizophaga
Lineage: Eukaryota; Fungi; Ascomycota; Sordariomycetes; Hypocreales; Bionectriaceae
Source: the annotation of a GenBank genome assembly
AUGGGCCAGACACAUAGUGCACGGUCCGAGGCUAAUUCCAAAAAACCCGGAGCAUACAGCGAACACCGCCGAUUGAUUGUUUUACCCCAAAAACACAUGCUGGUUAUUAACGAGAAUGUGAACCUCGUAAUGGAAGAGGUGUUAAACAAACUGGAGGCUGAACUCGAAGGCUCCCCUGGUCUGCUUGAUGCUGCCGGUCAUAUUCGCGAGAGCUGUAUUGUGGCUGCCACCACAGUCGCCAGAACGAUGCUACCAAAUAUAGCACAUAAGGACUUGCAUGAGGACUUAGUGAAAAGCGAAGUGCGACUCACAGAUUUGCUUUUCGAUCUAAAGAGCACUAUAGUUGUGGAAAACCAAGUGGCAAUCGGGAUGAUCUGGGCGAGCGCCGUGACACGGGUUGCCUACCAGACGAGGUCGGACAGCAAGGACUACCGAACAGGAAUCUGGGUUGCGAUCCUGGUCGAAGUCGUUCAUAAGAAAGCUGCGGAUCUUGGUUUAGUGGAGUUCAACAAGAUUCGAGGGGUCACGAAGGUUUGA